Drosophila erecta is the source of this 2697-nucleotide messenger RNA. RefSeq names its product organic cation transporter protein. The record is from RefSeq and is a predicted model, not a curated record. Gene Ontology annotation, molecular function: transmembrane transporter activity. The coding region runs from base 1012 to 2697 and encodes 561 amino acids. The transcript has 7 exons. Gene Ontology annotation, biological process: transmembrane transport. Gene Ontology annotation, cellular component: membrane. NCBI's taxonomy places the organism in Eukaryota, Metazoa, Arthropoda, Insecta, Diptera, Drosophilidae.
AUUUGAUUUCUCAAGACAAUUCAGUGUUUCGCCAGACUGCAAGCGAUACGGACCGGAUACGGAAUUCGAAGCCAAUUGCCGGACCCGGAUGUCGUAGGAAAAGGCGCGUAAUAUUUUGUGAAUGGAGACCCUUUAAAGCAACUUACGUACACCUGCCAAGUGUUUAGCCAGUGAGUCUCCGGUAAUUAUUCGGUCUGGUGAGCGAGAGCCGAUGGUCAGAAGCGCCUCUGAGUGCAUCGUUAAACCUCUGAGUGAUUAGAUAAUGAGGCAGUAUUAUCUGGACAUUUGGGCGACGUAGUUCAACAGCCUGCAGAGGUUCCCACCAAUCCGAUGCAAUAGCCCAACCCAAUCCCAGCCCUGACCUUUGCAAAAGUACGUGACAUGGAAUGCUCAUUUUAACAACUUCAUCACCCCUGGCUACUUCCCACACUGUUCGUCCAUUAUGCAUGAUUCUGGGCUGGCACGCUUCAAUCAUGCAUCUUCUCCAGUUGUCAACUGCAGCACUUGGAAGACGCUACGCUUUCUAAGAUGCAGCAUUUUGUCUCAAUUGACAAUGAUUGGAUUGCGUGCAUGCAUAUAAAUUCCGGAAACUUGGACAGUUUUUACAUUGAGUGGUGCUUUGUUUAAAUCAACAACAAGAUCAAACAGUAUAUCCAUCGAUCUUAAUGUGUAACAAAAAGAAACAUGACAUCGACUUUAAUAUCGUCUACAUGGAUUCUUUAGCAGCAAUUCAGCAAUUAUACUCUACAUAGAAUUAUGUACAAGUUAAUUUAUUUGAUAUUUAAUGGAGUUUCGUUCGACACGGGGGUUUACUUUUUUAGGAAACAAGUUUUUCUUUAAUUUUUUUAAAGUGUAUGGUGCACGCAUUUCUAUUUCUGAUAUAUAUUCAUAUAUGUACACUCUCGAAGCCACGUGAUCAAAACUAGAAUGCCUUAUAAUUACCUAUUGUAAUCGCAGGUCAAGUGCCGUAAAAUCCGGAAUCUUUGGGCUUAAACCCAUAUUCACUUUAGAAUGUCAGCUCCAGCGGCAGCUGCAGCGUCUGCCGUCCUGGACUUCGACGACAUCCUAGUCGAGAUCGGAGAAUUCGGACGUUUUCAGCGGCGGAACUAUCUGCUCAUAUGCCUGCCCGUACUUUUUGCAGCCGCCAACAGCCUGUCGUAUGUUUUCACGGCAGGUUCGCCGACCUACCGAUGCUACGUGCCCGAGUGCGAUAAGGCGGAGGAUGCGGAAUAUGGAGCGGUUUGGGUGUCGAUUGCCGUGCCCGGCAGCUGGAGCAAGCGGGGCCAAUUUACGCCGUCCACCUGUGAAAGGUUCGUGACGAACAGAAGCCACUUUGCAUCCGCAUCAGAGUCUGGGAGCUCGUGGCCUUUGGAUCAGUGCUCGGCUGCGAAUUUCACGGCGGAAACGGAGAGGUGCCAUCAGUUUGUGUACGGCAGUUUGGAGCGUACCAUUGUGCAGCAGUGGGGGAUGCAAUGCCAGGAGAAUCUCUGGAAGCUGGCCUUCGUGGGCACUAUGCACUUUGCCGGCCUGGUUGUGGGAACAGCCCUCUCCGGAUACCUUGCCGAUCGAUAUGGACGCAAGCACAUUUUCCUGUUCUGCAUCGUGUUCAUGGCGCUGACCGGAGUGGCGCAGGCGCUAUCCUGGGACUACAUAAGUUUCCUGGUCUUUGCCUUGUUGAACGCAGUGGGAACUUCCGGUGUUUACCCGCUUGCCUUCAUCAUCGGAGUGGAAAUGGUCGGACCGCGAAUGCGUGAAAUGUCCUCCAUCGUGCUCAACUACUUUUAUGCCGUGGGCGAGGCGCUUCUUGGCCUUUCCUUUUUCCUGCCCCACUGGCGACAAUUGCAGCUGGCGCUCUCACUGCCGCCGCUCAUCUGCGUAGCCUACUUCUGGCUGGUACCGGAAUCCGUACGGUGGCUGCUGGCCCGUAAUCGGCGGGAGCAAGCGGGUGUCAUUAUCCGGCGGGCGGCGAAGGUUAACCGGCGAGACAUCUCCGUCGAGCUGAUGGCCAGCUUCAAGCAGCAGGAGCUGGAAGCGGAAACCGGCAGUGAGGCCGAGGGUGGCCUGGACGUGCAGAAGGAUGACAAGAUCUGGUUGGCCAUCAAGAAGGUGGUGAGCUCUCACAUUUUGAUGGCCAGAUACGCCAUUUUGCUGUUUAUUUGGGCCGUCAAUGCUAUCGUCUACUACGGCCUAUCGCUCAACGCCACCAGUCUGAGUGGCAACAAGUACCUGAACUUCGCCCUGGUUUGCCUCGUGGAGAUCCCCGGUUACAGCCUCGCCUGGUUGUUCUUACGGAGAUUUGGGCGACGUAUGGCACUUUCAGGCUCCCUGCUGCUCUGCUCUAUCACGUGUGUGGCCAGCGGAUUCGUCACUCUAGGUGCCAAUUGGCUGGUUGUGACGCUCUUCCUUGUCGGAAAACUGGGCAUCACCUCCUCCUUUGCAGUCAUCUACACAUUCACUGCGGAAAUGAUGCCCACGGUCAUUAGAAGCGGCGGCGUUGGUGUCAUGUCCACAUUUGCCCGCUUCGGUGCGAUGCUGGCUCCAUUUGUGCCUUUAUUGGCUUCGUACUAUGACCCACUACCUCUGCUUCUUUUCGGGAGCUUAUCGCUUGUGGCUGGUCUCCUUUCGCUGCUACUGCCGGAAACCUUCAACCGAAAACUACCGGAUACGGUGGAAGAGGCGAUUGCAUUGGGGAAAUGA